Messenger RNA from Macrobrachium nipponense, 1160 nucleotides. RefSeq names its product AP-4 complex subunit sigma-1-like. NCBI's taxonomy places the organism in Eukaryota, Metazoa, Arthropoda, Malacostraca, Decapoda, Palaemonidae. The record is from RefSeq and is a predicted model, not a curated record. The coding region runs from base 233 to 736 and encodes 167 amino acids. Gene Ontology annotation, cellular component: intracellular membrane-bounded organelle. Gene Ontology annotation, biological process: protein transport; vesicle-mediated transport. The transcript has 3 exons.
UAAAGCACCAUUCUGAGGAAUUGCAUUCCAGCUUGCCCUUGACAAUCACUGAGAGGUUACCUAGCUAGGUACUACGUCAGAGAGAGCUAAGCUUACCUAUCUGGCUUUUUUAGGCUUGGUACCCAUUUGAUGAUUGCUGUAAUUGUAUUUUUUUUUUCUGUUGAAUUGCACACAGACUACAGUGUUCCUCUCACUUUUUUUUCUUCUAGGGUCCCACUUUACCAAAGGUGAUAUGCGAGACCCACAGACAGUUCAUUAUUUCUUUCUCACCAGAUGCCAGAAUACUUCCAUACCAAUACCCAAAAUGAUGCAGUAUUUACUUAUAUCGUCUAAAGAAGGAAAUGUACAAUUUUCUCAUUAUUUUGUGCAUACACCUCAAAAUAUACGGACAACAAACGAAGCAAGAGUCGUUGGCAAGUGCUUAGCUGGUGACAAGGAUUCUUGCCAUUUCCUGGAAGAUGGAGAUUUCACCCUCAUAUUUCGAUGGUUUGGUCCCUGUCUCUUCAUUGUUGCAGCUGAUAAGUCAGAAAAUGAACUCAUGGUGUACGAGUUCCUUAGUUUGUAUGUGAACGCACUCCAUCGAUACUUUGGGAAGUUUUCUGAGCGUCAUGUUCUUUUCAAUAUCGACAGACUUCAUAUGGUGUUAGAGGAAAUGGUGGUUGACGGUGAAGUUGUGGAAACUUCCAUAAAAAAUGCAUUAAGCCCUAUCCAGAUGCUGGAUACAGUAUCCAGAUAAUAGCACAUGAAGAAGAAUUUUGUGUUCCUUAAAAAAUGUUUAAAUUACUACACUUUUGCGUGCAGUAAAUUUUGCCAUGGAAGUGAUGAAUGAAUGUAAGAAAUUUGGGUGAUUUGUAAAAGUAAUGAUGCUUUCUCUUUGGAAAUUUUUCCAAAGCUACAUCAAAAACUAUGUCGUAUGUCAGUUUUACAUGAAAGAUGUUCCCAUGAAGUACAGAAUUUAAGUUUUAUGAAUGUCAAGCACAAAUCUUUCAUUUUCCUCAGGGACGUUUAAGAGCAUCAAUAUUUACAUCAACAUACUGUAGUUUGUUAACUCUGAAGUACUGCUGACUUGAAAAGCAGUAUUAUUUGUCGUUAAAAAGUGUAUUAUUUAUGUCAUAUUUAUAAUAUUUAUAUUGUUUUAAAUAAAGUGUAUUUAUUUUAAU